GGAAAUGGCAGGUUUUUCCUGGACGAAAUAAGUUUUACUGCAAUGGACGGAUCAUGAUGGCGAAGCAGACUGGGGUCUUCUAUCUUACCAUGGUUCUCAUUUUGGUGACCAGUGGCCUCUUCUUUGCCUUUGACUGCCCAUUCCUGGCAUCAAACCUGACCCCUGCCAUUCCGGCCAUCGGAGGAGUGCUGUUCGUCUUUGUGAUGGGAAUGCUGCUCCGGGCGAGCUUCAGCGACCCGGGCGUCCUGCCCAGGGCCACACAGGAAGCAGCGGACAUCGAGAGGCAGAUAGAUAUAACUAAUGGCCCGAGCGGCCCAGGCUACAGACCACCACCCCGAACCAGAGAGGUGGUCAUUAACGGUCAAACAGUCAAGCUGAAAUACUGUUUCACCUGCAAGAUCUUCCGACCGCCGCGGGCCUCACACUGCAGCCUGUGUGACAACUGCGUGGAGAGAUUUGAUCAUCACUGCCCGUGGGUGGGCAACUGCGUGGGGAGGAGGAACUAUCGCUUCUUCUACCUGUUCAUCCUCUCACUCUCCCUCCUCACCAUCUUCAUCUUCGCCUUCGUCAUCACGCACGUAAUACUGAGAUCCAACAGGACUGGCUUUCUUAGUGCUCUCAAAGACAGCCCUGCUAGUGUUCUGGAAGUGGUGGUGUGCUUUUUCUCCAUCUGGUCCAUCGUGGGACUGUCAGGCUUCCAUACCUACCUGAUCAGCUCCAAUCAGACCACCAAUGAAGAUAUCAAAGGUUCAUGGUCAUCCAAACGAGGCAAAGGCAUCUACAACCCCUACAGCUACGGAAACUUCAUCACCAACUGCUGCGCUGCACUGUGUGGACCGCUACCACCGAGCUUGAUUGACAGAAGAGGUUUUGUCCAACCGGACACCCCGCAGCCUGCGGCACAGACAAACGGCACCGGCGCCUGCCCCUCCAAUCAAGUCCAGAGUCACAUGUGUGCUCAAGACCAGUGCAUUCAGAGCACCAAAUUCGUUUUGCAGGCUGCCACCAACCCGCUGCUCCACAGUCAGCCCAUCAUUCUGGGCGGAGGUGCGCCCCUUCAGGCCAAGACCUCUCUGGGUGGCCCGUGCUCCACUCUGGGCCCCUCUCAGCCCUCGCUACCCUCCUCUAUCCCAGGCCUCAGCUGUGGAGGAGAGCUGAUGGCCCUGCGAGACUCUGAGAUCCACUGUCACCAUCACCUACACCAUCAACAUUUCAUCAGUCCGGAAGAGACACCCUCCCCACCCGCAGCUCUGCCCUGCGCCACCCACCUGGGUCACCAUGUUCACCCGGCACAGCUCUUUGACCCUGCCAGCCAGGACUCGCUCCAUGAAGACUCUGUGCGGGGUUUGGUGAAGCUUAGUUCAGUGUGAGCUGUUUUCAAAUGCCGUCCUGCUGAACUGGACCACAAGCCAUACGGUACUUUACACACA
Molecule: messenger RNA, 1430 nt
Organism: Cyprinus carpio (common carp)
Lineage: Eukaryota; Metazoa; Chordata; Actinopteri; Cypriniformes; Cyprinidae
Product: palmitoyltransferase ZDHHC14
Source: RefSeq, a predicted model, not a curated record